UUAAAUUAAGUAGUUUCUUGAUUAAGCUUAACUUUUAUUUUUAGUGAAUUGAAGUCAGAUCGAGAUCGUAUCAGAGUCAUUGAUGUUAUUGACGAUCAUACUGUUACGAUUACUAAUACUAAAGUGAGUGUUUCAGGGGCUGGGGACAGUCGUGAACGCGUGCGCCGGUAUAAUGCUGAUUAUGCUUUUGAUAGCGCAGGCUUACAGUCAUUGCCGUCUUAUGCCACACAGGAAAAGGUGUUCCAAGUUAUUGGUGGUGAAGUAAUGUCCAGUAUAGCCAGAGGAUGUUCAGCGUGCGUGCUGGCGUACGGGCAGAGCGCGACCGGCAAGACAUUCACCAUGUUCGGCAGCGAGGUGCAGCCUGGCCUCGUGCCCAGACUGUGCAGAGCGUUUGAUGAUCAACAACCACUUAUCGUCACUGUCAGUUUCCUGGAGAUUUAUAACGAACGAGUGCAUGAUUUGUUAGUGGGCGAGGCUGUUUCUUCCAAUUGCCAUUCUCUACCGCGCAAUAGAGGCAACGUUCGUAAAGAUCUUCGCGUCAGAGAACACCCUACAAAAGGCCCUUAUGUGCAAAAUUUACGCCGCGUGACAGUACACAAUGUAGAGUCACUGGUGUCGCUAGUAAACGAAGGGGUUCGAAGACGGCGCACAGCACCGACUCGUCGGAACCCUCACUCGUCCCGGUCGCACGCUCUGCUGGAGAUAGUCACUCCUCACGCCACACUGCACCUCGCUGAUCUUGCUGGCAGUGAGAAAGCAGGAUUUGAGGGACCAGGAAGUGGCAGGCAAAAGGAAGGUGCUAACAUAAACAAAUCUUUGGUGGCCCUAAGCAAUGUUAUUUCAGCCCUCGUGACCAGUGGGCGGGGCCGGGCGAAGUUCAUCCCCUAUCGAGAUUCAGCCUUGACGUGGCUACUAAAGGAUUGCUUUACAGGCAAUUCAAGUACUUUUAUCAUAGCUACCGUGUCGCCGAGUGUGGCAUGUUACGGUGAAUCAGCUUCAACACUUCGUUGGGCAGAACGCGCUAGUCAGUUACCUACGAAAAAAGUUGCAAACUGCGAGGUAGUCGUUACGACCAAGUCUGAUCUUCAACAACAAUUUAAUAAACUUCUCGCUGAAUUAGCGAGAAACCAUAUUAAUUAUGCACCAGAAACUGGAACUAUUCACCAUGAUACGAAAUAUUGGGCUUAUAAGGAGAAGACAAUACAGUCCGAAGGUGUAAAUUCAACAACAAACAUAGGAAACAUUUUGAAUAUAAUGCAUCCGAGAGUUGAAGCUAACAAUGUAGAGUCAGCCAACGUACCAGUUGCUAGCGGAAGUUCGGAUGUCAGCAACAUAUUAGAUUCUGGAAAAAUAUCAAAUGCUGUAAGCAAAGAAGUGGAGAAAAUAUUUGGAUCGACGUUAGAAAGAACUAGCAGCGGAAGUGACCUUAAAGUGAUCCCACCGCUACGUCAUAAAAGAAGGGAAUAUAGGUCGCAAGAAGUUUUGCCUGUAGAUGAAACAAUCGCUGCUGGUCAAAGCUCCACUGGACUUUCUAUACUGCCAAGUCAAAGUGAGGUUCAAAUAAACAAUAUACAAAAUGCUGAUAAAAUUAAAAUUCCACACGUUUCUAUUCUCCACGAAAAUCAGAGAGCUGAGAUUGUUGCAGCCGUUACUGAUAGGUUAUACACUAAACUUAAAAAGAAAGAAGAGGCCGCCGUGUCACGAAUGGAGUCAAUUGUUGACAAAAAGAUAGUAGAACCAUUGAGCGAGUUAAAGAUUUGCACAAAUGCUCGUCAACGACUAAUUGAGUUGAGUCAAAGGGCUUUGCGAAAUAAACGGAGAAUAGGUAUACCUGCAUUUACACAGACCAAAAUAUCAGUCAUCCGUGUCAAAGACCAAGGUACGGAUGUUCAGACAGAUCUAGAUUCGUACAUUGUAAACAAUAAUCACACUAUUAUGACAGCAUAUCGAGAUGUCAGUACUGAGACUGUUCCGAUGACACCUCGUUGCAAGGAAAUAGCUGUUGGUCCAAAGUUUGGAUCAAUGGAUUUGAGCAAUAAAUCAACAGGGACAGAAAAAAGUGAAGUCAUACAUAAGAAUUCUUACACAAUGACAGAUGAAAUGGUAAAACACGACAAUUUGACGCAAACAGCGAUUGUACCACCACCCAGAAGAAGAAGAAAAGCAAUUAAAUCAACUAAGUAUCGUGGAAGCGAUAAUAAAAAUAAACAUUUAGAAGGAUAUGUUAAUGCUAUGGGACCGGUAAUAAGUAUAAAUAUUUCUCAAACGUAUUCUAAUGAUUCGGAGACACAAAGUUCUGACGACAAUUCAAUAAAUGCAACAAAUAAGAAUAUACCUAAAAAUGCUGUAGCCACACCAGAUUUAUUGACGAAUCACACUGGAGAUACAAGCGACAAUAACUUAUUAGAUAAUGCGUGUAAUGUUAAAGGAGAAGAUACGUUAGACACAAAACGUGUCACUACAUUAAAAGAUAACGUUUCAAAUGUAUCACUAUCUAUAAAAAGUAGUGAAGAUUUCUCUGAUGACGAGGAUUAUUCUUUGCCUCGAGUGACAGUAACUUCUACAGCGAAACCUAAAAGUUUAGAUAUGAAAAAUAUUAUAUUAGGGCGAAAUGAAAAUAUGUAUCCAUACAACAUAGUUCUUUCUCCAACGAGGGAAAUAGAUCAUUCCAAGAGGACGGUUACCUUUAAAGAUAUCGACAUAGCGAAGGCUAUAAAUGUAGCUUCACAUGAUUGUCAUGAUGUCGACAAUGAUAGUAAAUGUAACCAAGAAAAGAAUCAAUAUUUUUCUUCUGAUGACAUUAUUUUUGGGAAAAAGUCUGAUCAUGACAAUUCCUAUUCAGAUUGUACAGUAUCUACAAGAGAUGAAGUAAAUUCGUUGAUAUGGAAGAACAAUAUUGGUCGUAGUAGGACGGUCAAUUAUUGUAAAAGAAAUUAUGUACCCAUAUACAAAAGUAAUUCAAGAUACAACACAGAAAAGACAAGAUAUUAUCAAGACUUUCUACAUUCUGAUAAACGUGGAUUUAACGAUAUUGAUGGAAUUAAUUGUCAUACAGGAAAUAGUUUUGAUGAAAAGAAAUUUCGAAGCAGCAGUAAAUUUUAUCGAAGCAAUGAUGUAGAUACUGACUUUAAACAAGGAAAUCCUUGUUCAAAAGUAAGUUUCAGAAAUAAAGAUAAAUAUAAAAGUGAAGAAUUUGGGAAUAUUGAAAAAAAAAUACUCGACGCUUGUACAGAUUUAGAAAAAUCUGUGAAGACGUAUGAUGAUUACAUUAUUAAUUUUAAGAAUAAUGCAGAACGUGAUGAAGAACCUAUUUCUCAAAGGACUCCCACUGAGUAUUUACAACACUUGAUAAAAUUACGAAGGGAAAUGAUAAAAACUUUAGAAACCACACCUGACAUUGCUUUAAACGGUUCCAAGACAUAAUUAAUUAUUUUGUUUUAACAAAUAAAGGUAGUUACGAAAAUAAGUCUAAUUUAAACAAAAAUUAUAUCUGUGUCCAUCCUAAGUAGUGCUUUUCUAGUAAAUUUACCAUUAAGAAGUUGUUCACAACAUUGAGAGUUUCCAUUUUCCAAAUAUUUGAUACUAUUUUUAAAUUUACAAAAAAAGAUUUUUUUUACGCGAAAAUAGAAAAAGAAGCCUUAAAACAUUCCGCUGUUAAAAUCUGCUUCUUGUAUAAAAUAUAUUGUAUGCACCUAUUUAGGGUUCUGCACCUUGAAAGGAACCGUUUAUACUUUAUACGAUCAUUCAGUUGUCCGUCUGGCUGCCUGUCAAGACCUUUUUUCCUUAGGAAUGCGUAGAUAUAUCAAGUUGAAAUUUACAUCAAAUACUUGGGUCGAUAGUCUUUCCAGAUGUGAAAAAAUCAAACUGUAAGUCAGCGCGAUCAAAUGAUAUGACCGGUUUGUAGUAUAUUUUGCGCUUUUACAAGGAAAUCAAAACAUAUAGGGUAUUUUCCGUUGACCUAGACUCAUGAAAUUUGGCAUGAAAUAUUUUAAAGCACAUGUUAUUGAAAAAAUCUGAAAACUGGAAAUACUUAUUUUUGCAGUUGGUUUAAUAACCGUGUACAGGGAUCGAACGGCAAAGUUAGUUCUUUAGCCUAGUUUGUUUUUAUAAUAAUAAUAAUAUCAGCCCUGUAUUAUAUACUUGCCCACUGCUGAGCACGGGCC
Manduca sexta (tobacco hornworm) is the source of this 4163-nucleotide messenger RNA. Its product is annotated as kinesin-like protein KIN-4B. The record is from RefSeq and is a predicted model, not a curated record. The coding region runs from base 265 to 3423 and encodes 1052 amino acids. Gene Ontology annotation, molecular function: microtubule binding; plus-end-directed microtubule motor activity; ATP binding. Gene Ontology annotation, cellular component: microtubule; kinesin complex. Gene Ontology annotation, biological process: microtubule-based movement. NCBI's taxonomy places the organism in Eukaryota, Metazoa, Arthropoda, Insecta, Lepidoptera, Sphingidae. The transcript is spliced from 9 exons.